AUGGCGUCAACAGAAGAACUAAACAUCUCCAACCUCUUUUCCCUCAAGGGUCAUGUCUGUCUAGUGACGGGCGGUGGAACUGGCAUAGGUCUCAUGGCUACUCAAGCACUCGCAGCAAAUGGAGCAAGGGUGUACAUCACGGGACGACGCAAAGAAGUUCUCGAAAACGCCGCAAAGACACAUACGCCUGCGAGGUCGUCGGACAAAUCUCUGAACGGUGAGAUCAUCCCCAUGGGCCCGUGCGAUGUGACGUCCAAGUCGGACCUCGAGAAGCUCACACGGGAAAUCGAGUCUCGUGAAAAGUAUCUCUCGCUCGUCGUCGCGGCCGCGGGGGUGUCGGGGCCAAAAGGGUUCCCGGACACCAGCGACGCAGACCAGAUGCGGGAGAACCUGUGGAAGGAGAACGUCGAUGAGUGGAACGCCACGUACAACACCAACGUCACGGCCGUGUUCUUCUCGGUCGUCUCGUUCCUCCCGCUGCUGCAGCGCGCCCCGGAGGGGCUAUCGAGCAGCGUCAUCGUCAUCAGCAGCAUGUCGGGCAUGAUGAGACACAGCCAGGAUCACUUUUCAUACAAUUCUGCAAAGGCUGCUACUGCUCAUUUAUCGAGGAUGAUGAGCAAGGAGUUUGCAAAGACUGGUGUGAGAGUGAACAGCAUCGCGCCCGGAUACUUCCCGAGCGAGAUGACGAUGAAGGGAAGCGACGAGAAUAACAAGGUCCACAUGCCACCUGAAAAGGUCAAGGACAAGGGACACGAAGUGCCUGCUGGCCGCGCGGGUACCGAUGAGGAGAUGGCCAUGGGUGUCAUCUUCCUUGCGCGCUGUGGAUAUGUCAAUGGUGAGGUGUUGAAAUUGGAUGGCGGCGUCAUGAAUGAAGUUGGUGGUGGGUAA
Exophiala spinifera is the source of this 888-nucleotide messenger RNA. RefSeq lists its product as uncharacterized. NCBI's taxonomy places the organism in Eukaryota, Fungi, Ascomycota, Eurotiomycetes, Chaetothyriales, Herpotrichiellaceae. The coding region runs from base 1 to 888 and encodes 295 amino acids. The transcript is spliced from 3 exons. The record is from RefSeq and is a predicted model, not a curated record.